GAGAUGGAAUCCACAGCCUGUCCUCUCAAUUUGACCCUGAAAGAAGAGCAAGAAGAAGAAGAGAUUCAGAGCCGGGACCUGGAGGAUGGGCCCACCAAUAUGCAGAAAGUACGAAUCUGCUCAGAGGGUGGCUGGGGCUGAAGAUGGGGGUUAGGACCAUGUUGGGUUAAACCAAGAUCUACCCAUACAUCUGCAGUGCGGGUGAACACACCCUGCAAGAACAACAGAUUACCCCAAAAGUGUCAGUAGUGUGAGGUACCAGCCCUAUUUGAUGAGGUGGCCAUAUAUUUUUCCGAUGAGGAGUGGGAAGUUUUGACGGAGCCACAAAAGGCCCUCUACCGGGAAGUCAUGAGGAUGAAUUAUGAGACUGUCCUUUCCCUGGAAUUCCCGUUCCCUAAGCCAGACAUGAUCACUCGCCUGGAAGGGGACGAGGAGUCUUAUAAUUCCCAUGAGUGGAAGCUCCGAGGAGGAACCUUGGCAGAAAAUGAAGAAUCAGACAUGAAGUCUCCAGACUGGGUAAACCCAAUGCAUACCGCCUCCCAUUUUCCUCAGCCUCAGCACCUUGACAGCUUUGGCCUGCGUCUGCCUCGAGACAUCACAGACCUGCCUGAGUGGAGUGAGGGGUACCCCUUCUACAUGGCCAUGGGCUUCCCAGGUUAUGACCUCUCGGCUGAUGACAUAGCCAGCAAGUUUCAGUUCAGCCGAGGCAUGCGCCGCAGUUACGAUGCAGGGUUCAAAUUGAUGGUGGUGGAAUAUGCCGAGAGCACCAACAACUGCCAGGCUGCCAAGCAGUUUGGAGUGUUAGAAAAAAAUGUUCGGGACUGGCGCAAAGUAAAGCCACAGCUCCAAAACGCUCAUGCCAUGCGGCGGGCAUUCCGAGGCCCCAAGAACGGGAGGUUUGCUCUGGUGGACCAGCGAGUAGCCGAGUAUGUCAGGUACAUGCAGGCCAAAGGGGACCCUAUCACCAGGGAGGCGAUGCAGUUGAAAGCUUUGGAAAUUGCCCAGGAAAUGAACAUUCCAGAGAAAGGGUUCAAGGCAAGUCUAGGCUGGUGUCGAAGGAUGAUGAGAAGGUAUGACUUGUCUCUGAGGCACAAAGUACCAGUUCCCCAGCACCUGCCUGAGGACCUGACUGAGAAGCUUGUCACUUACCAGCAGAGCGUGCUGGCUCUGCGCAGGGCACACGACUAUGACGUAGCACAGAUGGGGAAUGCAGAUGAGACGCCAAUCUGCUUAGAGGUGCCCUCGAGGGUGUCUGUUGAUAACCAGGGUGAAAAGCCCGUCUUGGUCAAGACGCCAGGCAGGGAGAAAUUGAAGAUCACAGCCAUGCUUGGUGUCUUGGCCGAUGGGAGGAAGUUACCUCCGUACAUCAUUUUGAGGGGAACGUACAUCCCCCCUGGGAAGUUCCCCAGUGGGAUGGAAAUCCGCUGCCACCGCUAUGGGUGGAUGACUGAGGACUUGAUGCAGGACUGGUUGGAAGUAGUGUGGAGACGGAGGACGGGAGCAGUGCCCAAGCAGCGAGGGAUGCUGAUCUUGAACGGCUUCCGGGGCCACGCCACCGACUCUGUGAAAAACUCCAUGGAGAGCAUGAACACAGAUAUGGUGAUCAUCCCGGGGGGUCUGACCUCACAGCUGCAAGUUCUGGAUGUGGUGGUCUGCAAGCCGCUGAACGACAGCGUGCGGGCCCAGUACUCCAACUGGCUUCUGUCUGGGAACUUGGCUCUGAGCCCCACUGGAAAUGCCAAGAAACCGCCCCUGGGCCUCUUCCUGGAGUGGGUGAUGGUGGCAUGGAACAGCAUCUCAAGUGAAUCCAUUGUCCAGGGGUUUAAGAAGUGCCACAUCUCCAGCAACCUGGAGGAGGAAGAUGACGUCCUGUGGGAAAUUGAGAGCGAGUUGCCCGGAGGAGGAGAACCACCAAAAGAAUGUGAGGCUGAAAUGACUGAGGGCAACUGAAGGAAGCUUACAGCAAAUGGAACUGUGACUGAAACAGUGGGGGAGGAAGACCCUCAAGAUUCUUCCUGGAAGAGGGGUGCACAGGGACCAGAAAAGGCAGCGGGGCUCUGAGCAGCCCGGGCCUGGACAGCAGUGUGCGCCUCCCACCCCUGCCUGCAAGGUGCGAGCGAAGUGUAGGACCCGUAAGUUUAGAGACAAGAUUACAAAAGAAACUCAGCCCCAUGGCUUGUUUUGGAAAUGACUCCCAUAAAAAAAAAAAAAAAAAAAAGCCUGUAAAUACGAAUGAGUGGAAGUAUUUCUUAGAGAAUAUUUGUUAAACACCAACACUCAUGUGACAACAACAUUAAUGGUGUCCUUUCUGUGGAGAAAACCUCUAGGAGACGUUUUACUUUGCUUUUGCGAAUGCUUCCAGAAGCAGCCUGUUCAAGACUACAGAAAAACUUGUGUAGAAUUGUGUCAUUUACAUACUUCUGCUAUUUACCCAUUUCCUCUUUGAGGAAAAUGAGGUGUUAACAGCAAACUUAAGACAUUGGCCAAGUGCCAGGAGAUGGCUUUCCCAUAUAAUUUAGAUUAGUGUGGAAGAUCUAGUUUAGAAUAAAUGAUGCUCUUUGACUUAUCUUCCCAGUCUGGUUGGCAGCUAGACCUUUAGGGUCUUAUUUAAUAGCCCUGUUUUGUCUUCAUAUUUAAUAAAGCAGCACUAAGUACACAAGCUCUUCUUAGGCUGCUGCAGGAGAAAUCACUGUUAUCUGCUGUCUACGUGGUACAAAGGCCCAUUUUUCUUUCUUGUUUAGCUAAUGUCUUUAAGUUUUUGUCACAAGAGAAGUGGGGGGACUGGGCCUUGAACCACAGCUGCUUCAAGACUUAUACCUGCAAGAAGAGGCAGGAAGUCAUUGAAUUUGAACACGACACUGAUUGGCAUUCCCAUCUAAGUCAAGUGUUAUGAAAACAUUCCUUCAAAGCCAUCUGUGCUACAGAAACUAUAACAACUUCAUAGACAAAGCCAUUGCAAGAUAUGUCAUUCCAACAGGAGUCUGAUAAUAGGCUGCCGUAACCACUUUUCCUUCCUGUACACUCAGCUCUUAUGUAUAUUAUAAACUGUUCUUGAUAUCUUGAAACACCAGUUUCUACUCAGGUGCUCAUUUUUCUGUUAGUGAUUCACCUUUCUUAUUUAAAAAAUACCAGUCAUCUCUCCCCUACUCAAGGAGAGAAAUGACAUCUCCAGUAUCUGUACGGAUUUUGGUGUUUGGUUGAUUUCUCCAUUUGCACUACAUUCUUUUGUCAUCUGAACAUGACAUCUAAGCCUUGUUACUUUCCAUGCCAUAGUUCAUUCCAUCCAGUUCUGCUUAAGUUCUUGGCUUUCUGAUUCAUACCUUAUUUCUUUCUCAUGCUUUGGGAACUCAAAAGAUAUCAUGUUGGGGUUCCUGUGUGGGAGCCAGUUACCAAGAAGAAUAGAACGUGGGUUUGACCCGUAUUUCAUUCCACAACACCUCCUGAGGUUCACCAGCUGACAGAAGCCUUACAGGUUGCAUAGCACUGGAACUUUCCUAGAGUGAUGGCUCUGCUGUCAAGGUCUCCUGGGCUCAUUCUUCCAUUGACUUAUGUUAUCUAUGCCUAACAGAGUCCCAGUACAACUGUUUUGCAGAAUGGCUAUUACCCUAGAAUAACUAGCACAUUGAGAAAUAGUUGUAUUCCCUAGUAGAUAGGAACUGGCCCCAGCAAUAAACUUUGAUAAUAAAAGCAA
Jaculus jaculus (lesser Egyptian jerboa) is the source of this 3691-nucleotide messenger RNA. It is a transcript of the gene Pogk, whose product is annotated as pogo transposable element derived with KRAB domain. Gene Ontology annotation, biological process: regulation of DNA-templated transcription. NCBI's taxonomy places the organism in Eukaryota, Metazoa, Chordata, Mammalia, Rodentia, Dipodidae. The record is from RefSeq and is a predicted model, not a curated record. The transcript is spliced from 6 exons. Gene Ontology annotation, cellular component: nucleus. Bases 349 to 1950 code for a protein of 533 amino acids. Gene Ontology annotation, molecular function: DNA binding.